AUGCUGGGCGCAAUCGUUGCGCUCGGCCUCGCCGCCGCUCAUGCAUCGCAAGCGCAACUCAUCCGCGACACUAUUACAGAGUGGUUCUGGCUUUCUUCGAUUGCCGACACUAACUACUUGUAUAUCACGGGAGGCGAGUUUUAUGAGCCGGCCGACGACGUGGUGACGAUGUACUACCAGGGCAAUACACUUGUGGUCGACCUCACCCAGUCCUGGACGAACCAGACAAUCAGUGCUGCUAGUUCAACAGCAGACCCGGAUGGAAUGAUCUACGUCCGACAACCGAUGCUUUUCUAUGACCACACGCGGAACAAGAUCAGUCGGUAUGGUGGAUGGCCGUAUGAGGAAGCAGACUUCCCAUCUUUGCUGUGGUCCUUCACUGCAGGAACGUCCGAUGUUACCUGGAAGAAUGAGACGGCACCUUCCACCGACGGCCUUGCGACGUCUUCACCAGGCCCGUUCGCUUCGGCAAAUACCUUUACCAACUCUACUUAUUACAACUUCGGUGGCGAUGUGGUCAGCUCGCUCCCCGACAUGACCGUUCUGUCUGGUCUUGUCACGCGCGACUUCGUGGCCCAGUCGUGGACCAAUUCCACGGCCAUUCUCCCAAACCAGAGCAGAUAUCGGACGCAGGCUCGCAUGGUACACACGGCGGACUUUGGGGGCCAAGGGUUUCUGGUGAUUGUUGGCGGAGAGGCUCCUCCAACGGCAGCUUCCGUCUACGAGGGUGGGGAUUACAUGGUUGACAUGUCAACCAUCACUCUGUAUAAUAUUGAAACGGGAAGUUGGUACACACAAACGGCAACAGGUGACAUUCCACCUCCAAGGUCCGAGUUCUGCGCGGUUGGGGCAUCAGCCCGGGGUGGGAAUCGGUUUGAAAUGUUCGUUUACGGUGGCUCAACAAACUCCACAUUUGAUCUGGAUCAUUCUUCCGACGAGGGCUAUCUCAAUGUCUACGCGCUCUCCCUCCCGGCUUUUCGAUGGUUCAAGUCAAAUUCUACCACGCCUGUCCGUCGAGCUUGCCAUGCCUGCUCUGUCAUCGGCAACAGACAGAUGGUGUCGAUCGGGGGCCGGUUGCCGAGCUCCUUACAAGCACUGGGCUCAGAACAAGAUCCCUGGGCGAGCGGUCUGGGGGUCUUUGACAUGACUGACUUUGAAUGGGUGGAUCACUACGACGCAGCUGCAGCUGCCUACGAAUCACCCGAUGUGGUCAAGCAGUAUUACUCUGACAGUUACCAGGAGCCGAGUUGGAGUGAUCCGACAUUGGCCACCGUCUUCGCGUUCACGCCACCUGCAAACUCUUCUUCGUCCAAUAAUUCUAACCCCUCAGGCACUUCUGGAAGUCAGUCGUCCCCUUCACCCUCAUCUUCAUCAUUCACAACAACCAAGAAAAGCAAUGUCGGCGCCAUAGUUGGCGGUGUUGUCGGAGGCAUCGCACUCCUUGCGGUAAUCCUCGGGCUGUGGUACUGGUUCGCAGUGCGACGAAGACGGCAUCCCCCGGCUGAGCUCGCUGCCGAGACUGUGGACCAUAAACCACCGCUCGAGGCUGCAUCGGCACCAAUGUUUGAAGUGGACGACACCUCCCGGACCGAGGUAGAGGGACUGUCGCCAAAGCCAGUGAUCCUCGCCGAGUUGCCUGUAAACGAGGAACCACAGAGAAAGGCCGGUCCUGGUGUGCCGAGAAGAUGA
Molecule: messenger RNA, 1689 nt
Organism: Fonsecaea multimorphosa CBS 102226
Lineage: Eukaryota; Fungi; Ascomycota; Eurotiomycetes; Chaetothyriales; Herpotrichiellaceae
Exons: 5
Coding region: 1-1689 (562 amino acids)
Molecular function (GO): protein binding
Source: RefSeq, a predicted model, not a curated record